AUGUCCGUUAAAUUGUUCGUUGGUGGCUUGUCCUGGGGUACUGAUGACCGUGCUUUAAAAGGAAAGUUUGAAGAGUUUGGUAAUGUUGAAGAUGCUGUUGUAAUUCGUGACCGCGAAACUGGUCGAAGCCGUGGAUUUGGCUUUGUUACCUACUCAUCUAAUGAAGAAGCCGAAGCGGCUAUUCAAAAUUUAAAUGACCAAGAGUUUGAUGGACGUACAAUCAAAGAUUCUCAAGAUAUGCGUAUCAAAGUUCAAAACCCAGUGGUUGACUUGGAUGGGGAUGAAAUGACUCGCGUCAUUUGGGAAAAAAUCAAGACCCAAUUGAUUUUUCCUUAUGUUGAACUAGACAUCAAAUAUUAUGAUUUGGGAAUACAAAACCGAGACGUUACCAAUGAUCAAAUAACAAUAGAUGCAGCUGAGGCUAUAAAGAAAUAUAACGUUGGGAUUAAAUGUGCAACAAUUACUCCCGACGAAGAGAGAGUUAAAGAAUUUAAUCUUAAAAAAAUGUGGAAAUCCCCAAACGGUACUAUUCGAAAUAUCUUGAAUGGAGUGGUUUUUCGUGAACCAAUUUUAAUGAAGACAGUACCAAGAAUUGUCCCAGGCUGGACAAAACCAAUUGUGAUCGGUCGUCAUGCGUUUGGUGAUCAGUAUAAAGCCACAGAAAUGAUCAUCGAUCGUCCUGGUAAACUUCGAUUAACUUUUGAGCCCGAUGAUAAAUCGAGUCAACAAAGCGAAUUGGUCUAUGAAUACCAGGCACCAGGAGUCGCGAUGGCCAUGUAUAACCUUGAUGCGUCCAUUUCAGGGUUUGCCCAUAGCAGUUUUCAGAUGGCUCUGAACAAAGAAAUGCCAUUGUAUUUAAGUACUAAAAAUACCAUAUUGAAAAAAUACGACGGUCGAUUCAAAGACAUCUUUCAACAGAUUUAUGAAAGAGAUUAUAAGGAUAAAUUCGUUGAAAAAAAAAUCAUGUAUGAACAUCGACUAAUUGAUGAUAUGGUUGCCCAAGCUUUAAAAUCAAGUGGUGGAUUUGUUUGGGCUACCAAAAAUUAUGAUGGUGAUGUACAGUCUGAUAUUUUAGCUCAAGGGUUUGGAUCAUUGGGUUUGAUGACCAGCAUUCUUACUACACCAGAUGGAAAGACUUUGGAAUCUGAAGCUGCUCAUGGCACAGUAACUAGACAUUAUCGACAAUAUCAAAAGGGUCAAGAAACAUCUACAAAUCCCAUAGCAUCGAUAUUUGCAUGGACACGUGGUCUAUCGCAUAGAGCUAAACUCGAUAAUAAUCAAGAAUUAUCAAAAUUUUCUCAAGAUCUUGAAAGGGCGUGUAUUGAAACAGUAGAAAUUCACGGAAAAAUGACCAAAGAUCUUGCAUUAUCAAUUCACGGCGCGAAGAACCUUAAACGAGAACAUUAUGUUCUUACUGAAGAAUUUCUAGAAAAUAUUGCUAAUAAUCUUAAAACCAUCCGCAAUACUCGUCAAUAA
This is a messenger RNA of Diversispora eburnea, 1476 nucleotides long. NCBI's taxonomy places the organism in Eukaryota, Fungi, Glomeromycota, Glomeromycetes, Diversisporales, Diversisporaceae. The record is from the annotation of a GenBank genome assembly.